Tuber aestivum (summer truffle) is the source of this 1846-nucleotide messenger RNA. Lineage: Eukaryota; Fungi; Ascomycota; Pezizomycetes; Pezizales; Tuberaceae. The record is from the annotation of a GenBank genome assembly.
UCCCUUCGGAGUUGCACUUUUCGCCCAUAUUCAUCCGCAUCCGCCGCUUAUAGAGCGGCCUCCAUCAACUCUCGGAGAAGUGGAGGGAACACAACACGGGGUCACUGGUUAGGAAGUCGGUCGGGCACUGGUGCCGCCGUGAAGCCUACAACCUAGCCCAGCAAACUUGUGGUUAUUGUGAGUACUGGUACUCGGGUAUUACUGAUUGGAGGUCGCCUGUCGGUACUCGCUCUCUUGUCUGUCGGUGAGCCUCGUCACCCCAGUUCCCGUUUUGUGAAUCUUGUGGCCGUAUUGGGGCUGGCAUGCUCUUGCGCUGCGCCUAAUUCGCUCCAUGUCUGUGCAAUACGAGUAUGAUGGCUCAUACAGUGCUGACUAGGUUAAAGGUCUUCAGAAGGUGUGCCUGCCAAUUAAACUACACCACCACCAGUCACAUGUCUGGGCUUUAGGGAAUUGUUGCUCACUUGACAGGAAAUCAACGACCUCGCUAUCGGAGGAAGGUCCCAACGGAUCCGGGGGGUGGGAGCUCUAAGAAUGGUCGGUUCAGAGGUGGAUCAGAAAUACAUAGGCACUUUUGCGAAGACUACGGCAGGUCUCAGUGUGAUGCUUUCGGCCGGCCUCUACAAACUCCUGGGCCUGUCCACACUUCUUUCGCGGAAACUCCUGCGCGCACGGAAACAACGAAAGUUGGAUACGAGCCGAGACACAAGGUCGCUCGACCUUUAUCGCCACAUAAUAUGGAUGGCCCGGGAAGGCCUAACCAUCCUACAGAAUGAAAUUCAGCCCGAAAUGGUGAAUUACGCAGGAUCCAAGUAUGCUUCUCUGAACGAGCUCCGGGUGCUGGUCGCGAAACUCAAUGCCUCAUUCCUUCACAUAUUUGUUCUGUUUGAUCAUACGUACCAGACGAAGACGGCUAUGGUGCCGCAAGUUCCUAGGAUGGGGAAUGGGGUCAAUGGAACGGCCCAACUCAGCGGCUCGUUGGGAAUAAAUGGCGUGGGUGCCAUUAACUCAUCCUAUGCAUACAUCACGCCUACCCUUGAUGCCUUUAGCAGGGCGGAAGGAUGUGCUCGUGAACUGUUACCGGGAUCGCAUCCACUCAGGUUAUCUGUGAAGUUGGAAUAUAGUGCCUUUCUUUACGAUUGCACGAAGGAUUAUGAGAAUGCCCGGCACGUUGCACAGAGGGCUGUCGAUGAGGCGGUCGCUUCGAUGGAUGCAAUGCCUGACGAUGAGGAGACAUUUGAGGAUUACAUGGAGCGUGAGUUACCUUCUUGCAACCAGCUCGUCGCCGCGAGACUAACGAUGAGGUUUAGUGGUAGGCAGCCUGAGUGUUCUAGCUAAGCGGGGAGAGCCAUCUCCUAGACCCUCUCCUCGAAUGAACGACUACCCCGAUGAUGUGGCCAACGGCCAUGUGAUAUGAGUAUUGAUGGAUCGGCUCGGUUUGUUGCUGCUAAGAGGGAGCCCUUGGUGGGAAGGUUUUGUAUGGGAUUGUAGGAUAUACGGAGUGGAGUGAUUUUUUUUUCGGCCGAUUCUUGGUAACAGGAUUUUUUCCUUCCUUUCCUUGGCGAAUUUUUUUUCGCAGCAGCAGCAUUCCUUUUCAAUUUUCAUUCCCUUUGUCCCAAAACGACGAAAAAUGGGUUGACCGGGGGUUUAUGUUUUUAAUUUUCGGGGUUUGCUAUGGUUUGGGGGCAUUCGAUUUGUCGUCCCCUUUUCAAUUGGGUUGGGGGUGGGAGAUUUUGUGAUUUUCUGCUCAUCAUCAUAAUUGUAGAUUUGUGUUUUAUGCUUGAUGAUGUUUUAUGCAUGCCUUUUCUUGCCGAAUGAUCUGUAUGUAGAAUAAAGUAGGCGACUCGUG